AUUUAUUUUCUCAUCAUGAACAUAACAAAUGUCACUACAGAAAACCGGGUGUAUGCUGGGGUCUUUGGCUGCAUUAUGGUAAUAGGUCUUCCUCUCAACGCUGCAUCGCUGUGGAUUCUUCUUCGCCGCCACAGCCUCAAAUCGCCCAACGCUGUCUUCAUGGUCAACCUGGCACUCUCAGACCUGCUACUUGUCUUCACUUUGCCCGUGAGGAUCUACUUUCACGCCACAGGCAGAUGGACUCUGGGCACUUGGAUGUGCCUCAUCUUCACAAUGUUCUUUCACAACAACAUCCGCUCCAGCGCCUCCUUCAUCACCUUCAUCAGCGUGGACCGACUGCUGGCUGUGGUUUAUCCUCUGAGGUCACGACAUCUUCGGACCUCAUCCAAUGCCUGGAAAGGAGCUGCAGUCGUCUGGGUGAUUUUGCUGGUGGCAAAUAUCCCAGAGAGUGUAGACUUUCUUCAACACUUGAAAAAUCAGACUCAACCCAAAUGUUUUGAUUAUUAUGAAAAUCUGAAUAUUUCCUUGAGUAACAUUCGAUUAGCAGUUAUUUACAUUCAGAUUGUGUCACUGGUCAUAAUGCUAGCAGUUAACAUUGUUUGUACCAUUAUGGUGUCUUGGACUCUACGCAGACACCUCAGUGACUCAGCCAAGGUCAACAACAAGGUGAAUGUAAUGCUGAUUUUUGCCAUCAAUUUGGUUUUGUUUGCCAUGUUUCUGCCUGUGCCUAUAAGUGUAGCUGCACAUAGUACCGAUGCCAGGCCAUUGGUAUGUCUUACUGUUUUCAACUGCUGUCUGGAUCCUCUGUUGUAUUACUUUUCUUUUGACUCCUUUUGGAAGAAAAAAGAGAAUUAUAGAUAA
Messenger RNA from Archocentrus centrarchus (flier cichlid), 861 nucleotides. Its product is annotated as lysophosphatidic acid receptor 6-like. Gene Ontology annotation, cellular component: plasma membrane. Bases 16 to 861 code for a protein of 281 amino acids. The transcript has a single exon. Gene Ontology annotation, biological process: positive regulation of Rho protein signal transduction; phospholipase C-activating G protein-coupled receptor signaling pathway. Lineage: Eukaryota; Metazoa; Chordata; Actinopteri; Cichliformes; Cichlidae. Gene Ontology annotation, molecular function: lysophosphatidic acid receptor activity. The record is from RefSeq and is a predicted model, not a curated record.